Messenger RNA from Cygnus atratus (black swan), 2316 nucleotides. It is a transcript of the gene EXOC3L2, whose product is annotated as exocyst complex component 3 like 2. The transcript has 11 exons. The record is from RefSeq and is a predicted model, not a curated record. Lineage: Eukaryota; Metazoa; Chordata; Aves; Anseriformes; Anatidae. Gene Ontology annotation, biological process: exocytosis; exocyst localization. Gene Ontology annotation, cellular component: exocyst. Gene Ontology annotation, molecular function: SNARE binding. The coding region runs from base 1 to 2316 and encodes 771 amino acids.
AUGCCUCUGCUGAAGAAAGCCCCCAAGGAGGAGGAGGAGGAUGGCGACCCCUUCGCCGCCAGCCCCGAGAGCCGCUACCGGCGCCGGGCCACCCUGGAGCGCCUGGUGGGGCUGGCACCCUUCGGCCGCGCUCGCCGCCCCGGCCCCAAAGCUGGGGACGGGGACGGGGACGGGGACGGGGGCCGCGCACGGGGGCUGCGGCGGCGUUCCGAGGAUUUCGGGCUCCUGCGGAGGCUGCCGGGGCGGCGCAAGGCGAGCGUGGAGGCCCUGGCCGAGCGGCCGGUCCCCAAGCGCAGCUCGCUGCUGCGGCUGGCCCUGGGGACAAAGGGACGCCGAGCGUCCCUGGCCGAGCGCUCGCCGCCACCAACCGAGCCCGACGGGGCGCCCGAUGGGGAUGGGGACACCGGGGGACGGCGGCAGGAGGCGCGCGGCAAGGCCAAGGAGCCGCUCUCGGUGCUGGAGAUCCUGGAGCUGAUCCAGCGCCGGGAGCUGGUGGCGGCCGACGAGCAGAUCAUCGCGCUGGAGGCCGAGUGCGUGGCGGCGGCGGCGGCGGCGGCGGCAGGGGUGGCACCGUCCCCGCCGUCCCCGGUCCCCGCGGCGGGGCGGCAGGCGCGGGACGUGGCCCUGCUGUACGAGGCGCUGCUGGCGCAGCUCUGGGCGGUGGUGGGCGAAGCGGUGCCGGCCGGGCGCCCCUACCCGCCCCUGCGCCUGGUGGUGCGGGUGCUGGAGCAGGAAGAGGCGGCCGACCGCCGGCACCCGCCGGGCACCCCGGGGCGCCCGCGCGCCCUGCGGCGGCGCUGGCAGGAGGCCGUGGGGCGAGCGGCGGGCGAGCGGCUGGCGCAGGUGGCACCCGCCGCCGGGCUGGGCGCGCGGCUGGCGGCGCUGGCCGGCCGGCUGGUGGCCGACCUGGGGGCCGUGCGGUGCCACGUGGCCCCCGCGUACCCCGCCGAGUACGGCGCCUUCGGGGUCUACGCCCGCGGGUACCACCGGGCGCUGGCGCAGCAGCUGGGCGCCCUGGCGCAGCGGCCCCUGGCCGUGCCCGACCUCUACCUGCUGCUCGACUGGCACAGCAACGCCUACCCCAGGGAGGUGCUGGGGCACCCCGAGAUCGGGGCCCUGCUGCAGGCACAGGCGCUGGGACCCCUCCUGCCCCCCGAGACCCAGCGGGGCCUCGAGAGGUCCUGCAUCGCCGCCGUCAAGGCGAAGGUGGAGGUGGCGGUGGCGCAGGAGCUGCAGCUCAGCGAGGACACGUGGGCCGAGGAGGCUUCCAGCGAUGACCUGCAGGAGGGACUGGCCACCCGUGUCACCGGGCUGCUGCGGGCGCACGUGGACCGAGCCCCCCAGAUCACCCCCGAAUUCGGCAUGGAGAUGGCCCACAGCCUGCUGGGCGUGCUGGUGGCCUUCCUGCACAGUUUCCAGCGGAAGGUGGAGCGGUUCCUGGAGGCCCCUGGCGAAGCCACCCCCCCUGACGGUGCCACCGGCCGGGCCAUCGCCCUGGUCAACUGCUGCCCCCCCUUCAGGGCCUUCGCCGAGCGCCUGGCGCAGUUUGGGCACCCGGAGGGCGAGGAGCCGCGGCGCCAAGCCCACACCACCCUGGACAAGGUGACGCGGCUCUGCAACCACGUCCUCACCCAGCGCCUCUUCGAGGACCUCAAGCCCUACUUCAACAAGCUGAUGAAGCGCAAGUGGCUGACGAGCUCGGACGCCUUCGACACCAUCGUGAUGCUCAUCACCAGCUUCACCCAGAAGCUGCGCCCGCUGCGCCCCGAGCCCUACCAGGUGCUGGUGAGCGAGGUGCACCGGCGGGUGCUCAUCGAGUACGUGCGGCCGCUGCUGCAGGCGCGCCUGGUCUGCACCUCGGCCAAGAUGCGCGCCCGCGUGGCCGCCCGCCUGGGCGACGAAGCCCGGCAGCUCCGCGAGCUCUUCGGCCGCUUGGAUUCGGCCUCGCCCUGGCUGGAUUCGGUGGUGCCGCGGCUGCGGGAGCUGCUGGUGCUGGAGGACACGGCGGCGCUGCAGAUGGAGGUGGGCGUCCUGGUGCGCGACUUCCCCGAUGUCCGGAGGAAGCACGUGGCGGCGGUGCUGGACGUGCGGGGGCUGCGGAGCCAGGCGGCGCGCCAGGAGAUCCUCGGGGUGGUGAAGGACCUGGAGCAGGGCGAGGGCGAGCCGGGGCUGCCGCGCGAGCGCGCCUUCUUCUCCGAGCUGGCCGUGACGCGCGAGGCGCGCUGCCUGCCCUUCGACCUGCAGCGCCUGGCGCGCCUCUCCCGCCUGCGUCUGCGGCGCCCGCACCCCGAGCGCCCGGCCGAGGCGCGCCUGUGA